CGGUAAAAUGCCAAGAGAUAGCUAUAAAAGCGCAGUUUUUGGCAACAGGUAGUCAGAUUUGUUUCGCAAUCGAUCAGCACACACAUCCCCUUUCUAACCAUGAAGUUCGUGAUUGUUCUUGCCUGCCUUUUGGCCGUGGCUUUCGCCAACGAGGAGGCUGAUGUCCUGAAGAGCGACUCCGAGGUAAAUGUGCUGGACUUCAACUACGCCUACGAGCUGUCCAACCACAUCCGCGCCGUCCAAAAUGGCGCCCUGAAGGAGCACGACACCUGGGUAGUUUCCGGAGAAUACGAGUACGUGGCCCCCAACGGCAAGACCGUCAAGGUCGUGUACACCGCCGAUGAGACCGGCUACCACCCAAAAAUCGUCGAGGCCUAAUUUUGAGAACAUCUUUUCUUAAUCCGAAAUAAAAAUUAAAUUCCAUUGCAACAACGUA
This is a messenger RNA of Drosophila suzukii, 436 nucleotides long. RefSeq names its product Larval cuticle protein 9 (gene Lcp9). Gene Ontology annotation, cellular component: chitin-based extracellular matrix. The record is from RefSeq and is a predicted model, not a curated record. Gene Ontology annotation, molecular function: structural constituent of chitin-based larval cuticle. NCBI's taxonomy places the organism in Eukaryota, Metazoa, Arthropoda, Insecta, Diptera, Drosophilidae.